Messenger RNA from Papilio machaon (common yellow swallowtail), 964 nucleotides. RefSeq names its product sarcoplasmic reticulum histidine-rich calcium-binding protein. The record is from RefSeq and is a predicted model, not a curated record. The transcript has a single exon. Lineage: Eukaryota; Metazoa; Arthropoda; Insecta; Lepidoptera; Papilionidae. Bases 118 to 897 code for a protein of 259 amino acids.
GUGUCUGGCGACGCGUGGAUUAGCACAGCUUGCGCAACACUUUGUAUAAAUUUGCAGCGCCAUCAGCGGCAGCGGCAAUUGGCAUUUUUAACCCUAACAACACUGACCAACUUUAAAAUGAAGCUAGUCUUAGUCUUAGGACUUUUCGUUAUAAUUGCUUUGACAGAUGCGCGGCGUAUCCCUGGCAAAAAGGGCGAACACAAGGAUGAAAGUCUUAAAGUAGCCGAUCAGGAGAUUGCUGCUUCUGGAUCCGACAAAAAGGAAGCGAAACAAAACCACGAUUUUAAAAGAGGCGGCGGAAAGGAACACCACGCCAAUCAUCAUAACGAACAUGGUGAAAAAGGCGAAAAGGGAUACAAAGGUCAUCAUCAUCAUGAAGAGGGCAAGAAAGGACACCAUGAUAAGGAGCAACAUAAGGGUGAAUAUGAUGAUCACGGAAGUCAUGAGGAAGAACAUCAUGACGAAGGAGGUCACUAUGAUGAACAUCAUAAGGGUGAAAAGGGUGAGAAAGGCCAUAAAUACGAAGAAAAGGGACAUUAUAACAAGGGGCAUUCGACAAAAGGACACCACGAAGUACAUAAACUUGACGAGUUCAAGAAAGACAAACAUUUCUUCGACGAAGAAGGAGAUUCUGCCCAUGAAGAGAAACACGGCGGCUUCCACGAGGAGCACGGACACAAAAAAGGAGGUCACUAUAAGAAGGGGCACCAUCAUGGCGACCAUGUGGAACAUGAGCAUGGCGAGAAGGGUCAUCAUGAGAAGGGAGGCCAUCAUGAGGUACAUAAGGGCCAUAAAGAGUCAGCCGGUCACGAUGAUCAUUAUCAUCAUCAUCACGAUCACGCUAAGAAAGGUGGCCAUGACCAUCACAAGAAAUGGGGGUACAAAAAAGGACAGUAAAUUUAUUUCGCGGAGGAUUUCCUUGGACAAUAGUUUUUUGCUUGGGACCAACGAUUUUUUAAAUUUA